This is a messenger RNA of Nicotiana attenuata, 1194 nucleotides long. RefSeq lists its product as uncharacterized. The transcript has a single exon. The record is from RefSeq and is a predicted model, not a curated record. NCBI's taxonomy places the organism in Eukaryota, Viridiplantae, Streptophyta, Magnoliopsida, Solanales, Solanaceae. Bases 1 to 1194 code for a protein of 397 amino acids.
AUGUCCACCAUCAAAACACUGAUUGUUGUGGCUGUUAAGAAACAGUGGCCCAUGUUUCAGUUGGAUGUUAACAAUGCUUUCUUGCAUGGUGAUCUUGAUGAUGAAGUCUUUAUGAAGCUCCCUCCUGGUUACACUGUUCCUUCUAUAUCUUCUUCUGGGCAACUGGUUUGCAAGUUGCAGAAAUCUCUUUAUGGCCUUAGGCAAGCCUCAAGACAGUGGUAUGCCAAGCUCUCCCAGGCUCUAUCUUCUAGAGGUUAUCAGCAUUCUCUCAAUGAUUACUCCCUCUUCACCAAAGUUUCUGGGGAUUCUAUUGUGGUCUUAGCUGUUUAUGUGGAUGAUAUUAUUUUAACUGGGACUGAUAGUGCUGAGAUUCUUGCCCUUAAAUCUUUUCUUCAUCAGCAGUUCAGAAUCAAGGACUUGGGUUCACUCCACUAUUUUUUGGGUCUAGAGGUCUUCUAUUCUGCAUCUGGGGUUGUUUUGCAUCAGAAAAAGUUUCUUCAUGACCUCCUUAUUGAGUUCCAUUGCUCUGAUGCCACUCCUGUGGUUUGUCCUCUCCCACAGUCCCUCAAGCUCAAGGCCAAGGAAGGGGUUCCUCUUCCUAAGCCUGAAGUAUACAGGUCCUUAGUUGGGAAGCUAAACUUCCUCACCCACACCAGGCCAGAUAUUUGUUUUGCUGUGCAGCAUCUUUCUCAGUUUAUGCAAUCUCCUUGUGUGCCUCAUUUGGAAGCUAGUUUGCAUUUGUUGAAGUACUUGAAGGGUACAGCUGAGUUUGGCAUUUUUCUCAACAAUGCUCCUGAUUUUUCUGUUGCUGCUUUCUGUGAUAGUGACUGGGCUGCUUGCCCAGACACUAGGAGAUCUGUCUCAGGCUUUUGUGUGCUUUUGGGUGGUAGUAUUGUGGGUUGGAAGUCUAAAAAGCAGCCUGUGGUCUCAAUGUCCUCUGCUGAAGCUGAAUAUAGAGCCAUGAGCAAGGCUGUCAGUGAAGUUACUUGGAUGCACAGGUUGCUCCUGGACUUGGGUGUUUCAUGUUCUUCUGCUAUUCCCCUAUCUUGUGAUAGCCAAGUUGCUAUACACAUUGCCAAGAACCCUAUUUUUCAUGAGAGGACUAAGCAUAUUGAGUUGGACUGUCACUUGGUCAGAACUAAACUUGCUGAAGGUCUCAUCCAACUACUUCACACAUCUUCCUCUACUAGCUAG